This is a messenger RNA of Colletotrichum scovillei, 2554 nucleotides long. RefSeq names its product BAG domain-containing protein. The transcript has a single exon. Gene Ontology annotation, molecular function: protein-folding chaperone binding. NCBI's taxonomy places the organism in Eukaryota, Fungi, Ascomycota, Sordariomycetes, Glomerellales, Glomerellaceae. Bases 1250 to 2203 code for a protein of 317 amino acids. Gene Ontology annotation, biological process: mRNA splicing, via spliceosome. The record is from RefSeq and is a predicted model, not a curated record. Gene Ontology annotation, cellular component: U12-type spliceosomal complex.
GAACCUCUCACUAUAGUUCUUAAAAAGGUACGUGUAUCUACUACGUAUCGUGACAGCUCGCAGCGCAGAAAGGACCCGUGGCACCGUCUCUCGGCCCGGCCAAUGACACCGGGUCCUCCCUCGGCGCGCAUUCCCGUCAUUCGCUGCCUUUUGCGACCUGCCCGGUUUUUUCUAGAACCUCCCCUCCACAUCCACUUCCACGCUUUACCAUCGCGCAACCUUACGCAACACCAUCACUUCCGACCACUCACCUCUCGCCGUCGUCCCCAACUUUCUGCCGUCAUCCUCUCCGAGUCCCGUAGGGCCACCUUUGACACACACACACACACACACAACCACUCCUCACGCAGACCACAUUCGCUCACGCACUCCCUCACCUAGAACCGGACGCUUCGUCGCAUCCCUGCCCGCCGCCCUCAUCAUCGCCUCUUCGCCCAUCCACCACCCACCAGAACCCCAAAAGCUGACAGCGCGUUGCCUUCUUUCCAGUCCUGCUUCUACAGCCUCACCAAAGCCAACGAGCCACCACCUGGAUCCUUGACCCAGGCUGGUGAUCGCCCACGCCAGGUAGAGCCGGAUCGAAACUCUCGACGACCCAAGCAGCCAAGCACCCGAAUCGAACAGAAGAGAACAGCUCGUUUUUUGUUUUAUCUUUAUUUUAUUUCCAUUUACCCCACUGCUUCUGCAGCCUUCUUCUCUCUUGGUGCUGCUGCAUUGUGUCGACUCCUUUCCCUUUCCAAGGACCUUACCAGAGCCUGCGCCGUAGUGUACGACCUGCCUUGCUGCAGAACGGCCUGAUCUUCGAACCCCGCGAGUCGGAAAAUUCCAGACGAGGGCAUCCCCACGGCACCCGACGCCCACGAUCAACAUUUCACCCCCAUCCGCCACGAUACCAAUCACUGCUGUCGCCUUCCGACCUUGCCUCACUUCACCUCUUCUCUCCUCCACCCCCUCCCCCUCCUUCUCAUCCACUUUUUUCUCUCUCCCGGUUCAGCGUCCUUAGCUUUAAGGACCGCCUACUCCCGCCAAGGUGGCUUCCAGUCAGCCUCUUCUGGCAUCUUCUGGUGCACUCCAAAACAUCACCGCCUUGUUACCCACCACCCUCCAGGUCUAUCUCGACAAGUCCAUCGCCAGCCUAGCCAAAACUAUCGCCAACUACUCCGGAUACAUCUCCGACACCACCGGCAUCGAUCCGAACCUCAUCCUCUACUCCACCAUUGGCUGCAUCCUUCUCGCAGUCCCCUUCACCAUGUCUCGAUACGGCUGGUCGACAAAUCGGGAACAAAUAUCCCCUUACGGCUCCACCCUCAGCGGUGUUCCCGACGUUACGGACGAAGACUUUAGCUACAUCACCACAGAGGACCUGCAGUCGACCUCUCUUGGUAGCUCUGUCCCGACGAGAUCCUACGCCCACAACCCCCGAUCCCGUGGCAGCGUCCCCGACGACGACAUCCUCCUCAUCAAGAAUAAGGGCAUCACCUAUCCCGCCCACUUCCCCGCGUAUGCCAUUGGCGACGGCAAGCUGCGCGUUCGCGAUGUCCGGGACCGGGUAAGCGUCCUGCUGGAGCUGUCCGAGAGACGUGGACGCCGCGUCAAGCUUCUCUACAAGGGCCGCCAGCUCAAGGAGCCCGCUGCGCCCGUCCGGGAUUACGGUGUCAAGAACAACAGCGAAGUCAUGGUGGUGCUGCCCGAGGGCGAAGUCGACGCCGAGAGCAGCGACGAUUCGGACGAGGAAAUGGUCGUUGUGGGUGGUGAUGGCGGCAGCGCAGUGGGCAGCAAUGGCGGCACCGAUGACGGCAAGAAGCGCCGUGGCAAGAAGAAGGGUCGCAAAUCCAAGAAGCGAAGCAGCAACACCAGCCCCCGGGAUAGCGCAUCAAAUCUCGGCGUCCCGGGUCAGGAGAGACAAAGCUCGCCCUCCCCCAGCAAGGCCAACGGCCCUCACGCCAAGCUCGAUGCCAUUGCAGCAAAAUUCGAGGCGGAUCUUCGCCAGCCUUGUGAGGACUACAUCGCCUCGCCCCCGACAGACCCCAAGAAGAGAGAGGAGGAGCACCGCAAGCUGUCUGAGACGACGAUGCAACAUGUGCUUCUGAAGCUUGACGAGGUCGAGACGGAAGGCGACCAGGACGCCAGAAUGAAGAGAAAAGCAUUGGUCCAAACCGUUCAGGAUGUCCUGAAGCGCCUUGACGCGAGGCUCAAGGCAUAAAAGAAGCGAAUUGGGGCGUCAUUGGGAGGGUGCCUGCUGUUUCUGCAAUACGUUUGUUUACUAAUAACGGCCUACUUCCGUUGAGUUCUUCUAGAUGAGCAUUUGUGGAGGGUUUCUAUUCAGUCAAGCUGCAUGUUUUAUCAAAGCGAGAUUUGCAUCUAGAGGCAUCCCGCGUAGAAUGGCGGGUGCGAUGGGAGUUCGGGACAGCUUGUGAUGGGGAUGCUGUACAACGAUGGCCAUUACUUGAGCAGAAGAUGGUGCUGAGCAAUGGGGAGCAGAGACGACGAGCAGAGGCAGAGGCAGAGACAGGCAGAGAGGCGCAUAGCACGCCGUAGACAGGAACUGCAAAAC